AUGAAUAACAUCGAGGCACAGCCGAGCGAAGAUCUGCUUAGCUCACAGUCGUCAGAUGAAAAAAUGGAUACUGGAUCAGAAUCUCAUAACCAAAGCACUCCUAAUUCAAACUCAUCAGAUUUUGAAGAUAUGAAAAACUCAGAAGUUUUACGACUCUCCGAACCUGAUAGUUUCUCAUCGAAAAUGAUGGAAAUCUCUAUUAAUACCAAUCAUAGUUUGAAGAAUAGUAAUUACAAAGCGUCAACUCUUACUUUAACAACAGAUCAUCCAUUAAUGGGUCUACCUAGCCCAGACGAUAAUAAGUUUAUAAAAGUUGACAGCGAGAAAGAUGCUAGUCUUUCUAGCAUAGAAGGCGACAAGAUAGCUAGUAGGAAUGGAUAUGCUCUGUAUUCCCCACAAAAAAAUACAUCCAAAAGUAACUUGUAUGUAACAGCAGAUAGUAACUUAGAUUCAAUAAAUUAUUCGUACUGUUCAAACGGGGUUACACCGAGACGAAAGAUUAUUUCAAGAUUAUCAACUACCCCUCCAGACACCCCGCAAAACGCAAUAUUACGUUUUGAAAGUAGGAUUGGAAAGAAUAGCAGUACACCAAAAAAUGAUGAUGUGGAGGAAGAAAAGUUUCAUUCCGGGGCAACAGAAUGGUGCGAUUCCCCUUCGAAUAUUCGAACGAUGCCGAACUUCGAUCUACCGAUAGAGAUGUCUUCAAGCAUAAAAAACAGUGCCAUACAAAACGGGCGUGAAUCAGCAGACUCGGUUUGGAGCUAUGAUAAGUCCCCUUACGUAGCGCUGAUGGAUGUCUACUCGGGCUCCGUAGCGCUUCGACCCGCUGUGUACCGAAGCCCUACGCCACAGAAGCGGAAGAUACAAAUCCCACCCUUGGACGACACGUGUAGCUUAGGCGGAAGCGAUUGUUCAUUAAACUCAGAUGAUGAACAAGAUCUACAUGAGCCUGAACCAUUAGAUCCACCCAGCGAAGCCGACGAUACCCAGCGAUCAAAGUCAACAGCGACAGCAAGCGAAUGCAGCGACCAGAUACCCGAGUACUCCGCUAGCGAAGAGUUCAGGGACGAGCGAUCGUGGCUUCACGUGCAACACAGUGGAGUACAGGCCACAUGCGAUAUGAAGGUGAUAGAACCAUUCAAACGUGUUAUCUCUCACGGCGGAUACAGUAGCGAAGGUGCUGCCAUAAUUGUGUUCAGUGCGUGCCAUUUGCCGGACAACGCCAGGCCGGACUAUAGAUACGUUAUGGACAAUCUGUUUCUAUACGUAAUCUGGAGCUUGGAGCGCCUGGUGACAGACGAAUAUAUCCUAGUGUAUUUGCAUGGAAGUGCGGGUAGACGCAGAAUGCCCACCUUCGCUUGGCUACACGAGUGUUAUAAACUUAUUGAUAGACGGUUACGUAAAAACUUAAAACAAUUGUACCUGGUCCACCCCACCUUCUGGCUUAAGUCUUUCGUUGUUAUAACAAAACCUUUUGUGAGUUCAAAGUUCUUCCGGAAGCUGAACUACGUGAACACUUUGGACGAGUUGAUGAGUAAAGUGCCAGUCGAGCCUAACGCUAUUCCGGAAAUCGUCAAACAUUUUGAUACACAUCGACGAUAG
This is a messenger RNA of Leptosia nina, 1602 nucleotides long. The record is from the annotation of a GenBank genome assembly. NCBI's taxonomy places the organism in Eukaryota, Metazoa, Arthropoda, Insecta, Lepidoptera, Pieridae.